GCUGCUGCUGCCGCCGGCCCCGUGAGCAGCCGGACCGGGGGUCGAGGGGUCAAGGGGCGGAGCGGCGCAGGCGCCCGGUCUCAGCAGCAUCGGCGGUGCCGGCCCUGAGAUCCACCGCACCGACAGCUGGAGCUGGAGCGGGGCGGCGGCGCGUUGCCAUGGAAACCACCGGCCGCAGGGACAGCAAGAAGUCGCUGCGGGUGAAGGUGAUCACCCUGGGCAACGCCGAGGUGGGCAAGAGCUGUAUCAUCAAACGCUAUUGUGAGAAAAGAUUUGUCUCAAAAUAUUUGGCGACUAUUGGAAUUGACUAUGGAGUUACAAAGGUUCAGGUGAGGGAUCGUGAGAUUAAAGUUAACAUCUUCGACAUGGCGGGACAUCCAUUUUUCUAUGAGGUGCGUAAUGAAUUUUACAAAGACACUCAAGGGGUGAUCCUGGCUUAUGAUGUUGGACAGAAGGAAUCCUACACUGCGCUGGAGAGUUGGCUUGCUGAGAUGAAGCAAGAACUUGGACCUAAUGCAAAUAUGGAAAACAUUAUGUUUGUUGUCUGCGCUAAUAAGGUGGACUGUGGGAAGCGGCGUGUGAUUGAUGAGAGCGAGGGACGGCUCUGGGCUGAGAGCCGGGGAUUCUACUACUUUGAAACCUCAGCACAGUCUGGUGAGGGCAUCAAUGAGAUGUUCCAGACUUUCUUCUCAUCGAUCCUUGACUUGUGUGAGAACGGUAAACGGCCUCAGACCAGCCUUAGCCUGGGGUUUACCAAAGAGCAGGCUGACACCAUACGCAGGAUACGGAACAGCAAGGAUAGCUGGGAGAUGCUGGGAGUGAAGCCUGGAGCUUCCAGGGAUGAGGUAAAUAAAGCCUAUCGGAAGCUAGCUAUGCUCCUUCACCCAGACAAGUGCCUCGCCCCGGGAAGUGAAGAUGCCUUCAAAGCAGUUGUCAACGCACGGACUGUGUUGCUGAAAAACAUCAAGUAAGAAUGGGGUGGCGAUUCUGAAGACAGAUAAGAAGUAUCCUCUCCAUAGGCUGAGUGUUACACCAUCUAUACUUGAGAUUUCGAUGGAACUAAGGAGUUAAUAAAUGUCUAUUAAUAUUUGGUGUGAGUGCAGGACAAAUAAACAUGAAUUUUUACAUGG
Molecule: messenger RNA, 1130 nt
Organism: Pristis pectinata (smalltooth sawfish)
Lineage: Eukaryota; Metazoa; Chordata; Chondrichthyes; Rhinopristiformes; Pristidae
Gene: dnajc27
Product: DnaJ (Hsp40) homolog, subfamily C, member 27
Exons: 7
Coding region: 159-971 (270 amino acids)
Molecular function (GO): GTP binding; GTPase activity
Source: RefSeq, a predicted model, not a curated record